Messenger RNA from Kwoniella botswanensis, 1038 nucleotides. RefSeq lists its product as uncharacterized. Gene Ontology annotation, cellular component: endoplasmic reticulum membrane. The record is from RefSeq and is a predicted model, not a curated record. Lineage: Eukaryota; Fungi; Basidiomycota; Tremellomycetes; Tremellales; Cryptococcaceae. Gene Ontology annotation, biological process: CAAX-box protein processing. The coding region runs from base 1 to 1038 and encodes 345 amino acids. The transcript is spliced from 6 exons. Gene Ontology annotation, molecular function: metalloendopeptidase activity.
AUGGACCCAUCACUCGCUCUACCGCCCAAAUUGGUCGGUAUCAUCUCACCAUCCACAUCCCACGCUCUGUCCUUCCUAUUCACAUCCUCAUACGUCGGAUCCCUAUACAUCUCACAAAAGCUCAUCCCUACCUACUAUACACCGAGAUCAUCUUGCCCCACUACGCCCAAAGAGGACGAUGGUAACUCACCUGCUAUACCACCCAUAUCAUCCGAUAUCGAUGAGCUGCGAUUCAAACAUGAUACUGGACCGAAACCAGGAUCGAGGGAUCAUCCUGAAACAAUCAAAAAGCGCAUGAUAGCCGUUACCAUAUCCACUGCUCUAUCACUAUCGGGUGUUUAUUUCACAAUAAAGAAUCUCUCUACUUCCAAUAACACAGCAGGUCUGGGUCAGAGUCUUACCUUGUUAGGAUUGAGAUUACCAACUUUAAAAGUCGGAUUGAUAGGCAAUAUAUUACCUUGGACAUUGGCUCCGAUACUUAUGACUGGACCUCUAGUCUCACUCCACCUUGAUGGCGAUUUACCUGCAGUAGGUGGAAGACAUUAUGGAGAGGGACUGUUGCAGAGGCUGAAAAGGGGUUGGAAGGAAUUUGGAUUGAUCGAACUGAGGAAUUAUGGAGUGGCUCCAAUAACAGAAGAAUUGGUAUUUCGAUCUACCAUCCUCUCUGUCUCGAUAUUAGGUGGAUUAUCAUUCAAGUCUUUGGUAUUCGGUACACCAUUAUGGUUCGGAAUAGCUCAUGCACAUCAUGCUCUUGAGACAUAUCGGAAAAACGGUUCUACCAGAGAUGCAGCCAUUCAUGCUGUUCUGAGUUGCUUAUUCCAAUUGGGUUAUACAACAUUAUUUGGAUGGUUUGCUUCGUACCUCUUCCUCAGGACUGGCUCAGUGAUCCCACCAUUGGUCUCACAUAUAUUCUGUAACAGUGUUGGUAUUUAUCUCCCUUCAACAGCGAUUGCAAGACACCCCAAGAAGAGAUCCAUGAUUUGGACUAGUUAUCUAGCUGGUAUCGCUGGGUUCGUAUGGGGUUUGAGAAGAUUAUGA